This is a messenger RNA of Olea europaea var. sylvestris, 3506 nucleotides long. Its product is annotated as calmodulin-binding transcription activator 4-like. Lineage: Eukaryota; Viridiplantae; Streptophyta; Magnoliopsida; Lamiales; Oleaceae. Bases 284 to 3232 code for a protein of 982 amino acids. Gene Ontology annotation, biological process: regulation of transcription by RNA polymerase II. The record is from RefSeq and is a predicted model, not a curated record. Gene Ontology annotation, molecular function: double-stranded DNA binding; protein binding; transcription coregulator activity. The transcript is spliced from 14 exons. Gene Ontology annotation, cellular component: nucleus.
AUUAUUAUUUAGAAUAAUGCUUUGUGUACUAAGGACACACGUCACCCUCCCGACAUACACAGCUGAACUUAGUACACGAACGGCAGAUUCUUCGUCUUACCCGGUGUACGGAUCAAUUACAGAGCUCUCGUUUUUGAAGUACAGAAGGUUAUUUCUCUCACUCGGACUAUAUUGAAUUCCGAUCAUACAACGACGUUCAGCCUCUCUUCAGCGGCGGCCGGAGAAAAUAUGAACUAAAUUGAUGUGAUUUUGCGACAAUUACUGCGGUUUAUUAUUUAUAAGUAUGAGUAGUACGAUGCAAUCAGUUUCAGGAUAUGAUAUCAAAUAUCUGGGUCGUGUAGCUCAAGUUCGGUGGCUAAAGCCAGCUGAAGUGCUUUUCAUACUUCAAAACCAUGAGGAGUACCAGAUCACCCACAAAGUCCCGCAUAUGCCAACUAGUGGAUCUUUGUAUCUAUUCAAUAAACGAGUCCUAAAAUAUUUUCGCAAAGAUGGUCAUAGUUGGCGUAGGAGGAGAGGUCAGAGGACUACUGCUGAAGCACAUGAACGGCUUAAGGUUGGAAAUGCUGAAGUUCUAAAUUGCUAUUAUGCUCAUGGACUGCAGAACCCUAGCUUUCAGAGACGCAGCUACUGGAUGUUGGACCCGGCCUAUGAGCACAUUGUUCUUGUUCACUACAGAAAUAUUGAGGAGGGAACGCAGAAUGCUAGAUUGACAUCACAGUUCUCGCCAUUAUCUUCUUCUACCCGCAAUAUGAGUCCCACCUCUUUUGCAACUCAGCAGCCAGAAUCCUCUGUUGUCAUUGGUGAAUCUAAUGAACCAAAUCAGAGUCAGCCCAGUCCUGGAUCUGUGGAAAUUAGUUCAAAUGAAGUCAUUGAGAUUCAUGGGAUAAAUCCAUCAGAACUUAUAGAGGGAACGGAGGAUGUUAAUAGAUCACCGGAGCCUGAUUUAAGUGAAGCACUGCGAAGAAUUGAGCAGCAAUUAAGUUUAAAUGAUGACUCGGAGAAAGAAUUUAACACAAUCUCCAUUGAGGAUGAGGGUUCAAUUAAUUUAGAAAAUCUUCUAUUUGAUUAUGACUUGUCUGCUCAAACUUCAGAUCAUUCUAAGAAUCUUAUUUCACAGAGUCACUCAGGUGACAGGAUGGAACAUCUUCAUCAACUCGUAGGGCCUGAAGUUAAUAUUUGGGGAGAGAUGCUAGGUAGCUCUAACAGUUUGCCUGAUGUUGAAACACAAGCAAAAAAUGAGCACAAGUUGAAUGAAAAUUUGCACUUACAACAGGGUAUGCUGCUCAAUCCAUCACCAAAUGAACCUGUAAGGGAGCAGGAAAAUUAUAAUUGGCAAGACUUUGAUGGACGAGGUUAUGCACCAGAGUCUUCUAUGCUGUUCACCCAAGAAGAUGAUUCUAUCAAAGUUUCUACAUAUUCUCCUCCAAUGAAUACUUAUGGAACUGAUCUGGACUGCUAUCCAACAUUUUUUGACCAAGGUCAGAUUGGAAUUCCUCUUGAAGACAAUUUGAGUUUGACCAUUUCCCAAACGCAGAAGUUCACAAUCCGUGAGAUAUCUCCAGAGUGGUGUUAUUCCUCUGAUGCUGCCAAGUCAUCAGGAUUUUUAGCAUUUAAACAAGCGUUAGGACUCCAUCUCUGUCUCUCUAUGCAGGUUGUUAUUAUUGGGUCUUUCCUCUGCAGUUCGUCAGAGUGUGCAUGGGCUUGUAUGUUUGGUGACGUUGAAGUUCCUGCCCAGAUCAUUCAAGAAGGUGUUAUUCGCUGCAACGUUCCUCCUCACUUGCCUGGAAAAGUCUCUCUUUGCAUUACUUCUGGAAAUCGGGUGUCCUGCAGUGAAGUUAGGGAAUUCGAAUAUGUUGCUAAGCCUAGUGUUUGCGCACACAGUAAUAUCACUGGAACAGAGACUAGCAAGAGCUCAGAAGAACUCUUGUUGCUUGUCCGAUUCGUACAUAUGCUUCUCUCUGAUCCAUCAGUGCAAAAAGGAGAUGGCCAUGAAUCUAGAAUUGAUUUGUUGAGCAAGACCAAAAUGGCUGAAAACUCGUGGAGCCAAAUCAUUGAUGCUCUUUUAGUUGGCACUUCAACAUCAUCAAAUGUUACGGAGUGGCUUUUACAGGAACUUCUGAAGGACAAGUUAGAACAAUGGCUUUCUUCUAGAUUACGAGAAAAUAACCAGCUAGAUUCUUAUUUAUCUAAGAAAGAACUUGGGAUCAUACACAUCGUUGCUGGAUUGGGAUUUGAGUGGGCGCUACAGCCCAUUCUCAGUUCUGGAGUCGGUGUAAAUUUUCGUGAUAUCAAUGGGUGGACUGCACUUCACUGGGCUGCACAUUUUGGGCGGGAAAAAAUGGUUGCCGCUCUCAUAGCAUGUGGGGCAUAUGCUGGAGCAGUUACAGAUCCUAAUUCACAGGACCCAACCGGUAAAACUCCAGCAUCCAUCGCUGCUUCAAGUGGGCAUAGGGGACUUGCAGGUUAUCUUUCAGAAAUGGCACUAACUGGACAUCUCUCAUCCCUCACACUGGAAGAAAGUGAGCUAUCUAAAGGAUCUGCUGCUCUGGAAGCAGAAAGAACAGUACAUAGUGUAUCAAAAGCAAGCUCUUCUGCGAAUGAUCAUGACUCUCUGAAGUACACCUUAGCUGCAGUCUGGAAUGCCUCUCAGGCUGCUUCACGUAUUCAAUCAGCAUUUCGUGCACGUUCUUUUCGGAAAAGGCAACAGAGAGAAGCUGCAAUUGCCAUUGCUGAUGCUAGUAGAGAUAAGUACAGUAUAUUAUCAAAGGAUGUGCAGGGUCUUUCGGCAGCGUCAAAAGUUACAUUUCGUAAUACACGUGACUACAACAAGGCUGCUCUGUCUAUUCAGAAGAAAUAUCGAGGCUGGAAAAGGAGGAAGAACUUCCUUUUAUAUCGCCAGAAAGCAGUGAAGAUACAGGCCCAUGUGAGAGGCUAUCAGACUAGGAGGUAUUAUAAGGUAUGCUGGGCAGCUAGUAUAUUGGAGAAGGUAGUGCUGAGGUGGCGCCGGCGAGGAGUUGGCUUGCGGGGAUUUCAGCUCGACAAAUUCAUUGAGGAAAGUGAGGAUGAAGAUAUUCUUAAGGUUUUUCGUAAGCAAAUAGUGGAUGUAGCUAUUAAGGAGGCUGUCUCCAGGGUGCUGUCUAUGGUCGAAUGUCCAGAGGCACGUCAACAAUAUAGGCGUAUUUUUGAAAAAUAUCUUCAAGCAAAGGCCGAGCUUGAAAUUUCAGAAUCCUAAACAGCAUCAUCUACUCGUGGUGACAAUUUUCAUAUGGAAAAUGACACUGCUUAUCAGCGGACAUGGUUGCAAUUUCUGAUAAUCAUAAACUCGGCUUCUUUCUGUAAAUUUUAAAGGCUAAGCUGUUUUCCAGCUUAAUCAUUGUGUACCAUGGUUUGUAAAUGUUGGUUAAUGAACAGCAGCAGAGAGCAGUACAUUCAGCAUUCAGUUAUAUUACAUUCUGGAUGGAUAAGGGGUUAUCACGGGAAAAAAUAAUCUUGCUAGUUUUGUUAUA